AUGGUGGAACGAGCGGUUUGCGUCUCGCUAGACCAACUAGACACUACUUCUCCCGGCAGUGAUUCGCCUAUCUACGCCGCAAUGAGGGCAAAUGCCACUGUCAAUAUGGCGAAUCGCAUGGGCGAAGACAUGAGCUCACUUGUGACUGUCGAGUAUAGCAAAGCUAUUGGCAAAGUCAAAGCAUCGCUUGCAGACCGGGAGUUAUUUCUGAAGGAUGAGGUUUUGGCAGCUGUCUGGUUGAUGAGCAAACGAGAAAUGUUUGUCGGACUGAAAGGCUCAGCUUUGUAUGCCUAUGACACUCACUACUCGGGAAUGCUUACCCUUUUGCAAAUGCGCGGACCCCGCCAGCUCGAGACCGAAAGAGGGCGGCAGCUCUUCCAACUCUUUCUUGCACCGUUGAAUUGGGGCCCUCUACUCACACGCCAAGCACCUUCUCAGCAGUACCUAGAACUUGAAGCCUUGAUGAUCAAGACGUCGCCAUGUUUCUCUGACACUCUAUUACAGAUUCACCGGUACUACCACGAUGUGUGUACAUCUCUUACCAAACCAACACGCUCUGCGGAAAUAAAACGGCUGGAAGAGGAAUUCAACAGGCUCAACGAAUCCCCACUGGUCACUGCACAGCCCGUGUCUGACAGACCAUCGUUCAUCGACGACCAAGCACUAUGUCUCUGGUAUUUCCGAGGAUGGAUCUCGUUUUUCUACUGGAGCAAGUUGCACGUCGCACGCAUGUACCUACAUCUCUCCCAAAUUCAGCUUCCUGCAUCUCGAAAUAUCUUCCACCAAAGCCUUCGAAGUUUCCUCGGUGGCUUCUCGUACGCUCUGGGGGACGUCGAUGAUUUUGGCAGAAGUAGGUCUGAGGCGACAGCCGCAACUCGGAACGGCAGGCUCAAAGAAAGCCGUGGAAUCAACGUUCUGGGUGCUUUACACGUUCAAGCACCCUUGAGACAUCUGACCACAGAUCCUAAUCUAUAUCCGCCCGAAAGUCGUGGAGUUUCAGCAGCGUUCUCUAGGCUGAACGCAGAAUUCCGGUUGUGGUGA
Messenger RNA from Lithohypha guttulata, 1041 nucleotides. RefSeq lists its product as uncharacterized. The record is from RefSeq and is a predicted model, not a curated record. The transcript has 2 exons. Lineage: Eukaryota; Fungi; Ascomycota; Eurotiomycetes; Chaetothyriales; Trichomeriaceae. Bases 1 to 1041 code for a protein of 346 amino acids.